AGAGCAUUAUAGAAAAGCUUUGAUUAACCUGCCCACAGUGACACUGACAGUGAUCCAGCCAGCACAGCGAGCAGCGGUCAUCUCAGGUUGGAGGAUGCCGUCUGUCCUCUGAGGAUUCUUACAGAUCAGUCAACAACACUCACCUUCACUCCUCCUUUACAUCAAGCCUGUUCUCACUCAAGACCCUGAAAUCACAAGAAAGACGCGUGGUGAGAGAGAUUGAAUCGAGCGCUUACAAUGGCGGACAGCGGGAAGACUAAUGAGAGCGGAGCUACAGUGGCGGAGAACACUAAUGGAGAUCAGCAGAAUGUAGUUGCUCGAGUGGGGAAUCUGCCUUUGGUGAGUUCUGCCUGUGGGGUAGUAUCCAGCGCCUACACCAGCACCAAAGACAGUGUGCCUUUGCUGAAGGGAGUGAUGGAUGCAGCCGAGAGCGGGGUGCGGACACUUGGAGCAGCUGCCACUACCAGCUCUAAGCCUCUGCUGGACUAUAUUGAGCCACAGCUUGCAACAGUAAAUGAAUUUGCCAUGAAAGGACUGGAUAAAGUGGAAGAAAAGCUGCCCAUUCUUCACAAACCAGCAGACAAGGUGGUCUCAGACACAGUGGGCAUGGUGUACCAGUCUGUAACUGGGGCUAAAGAUGCUGUGGUGGGCACAUUGUGGAGCGGUGUGGAGCUGACCCGGGCUGCGGUCAGUGGUGGCAUCAGCACUGUCAUGGGCACCAGUCUGGGACAGAUGGUCAGCAGUGGGAUGGGCAUGGCCCUCAGCCGAUCAGAACAUUGGGUCGACCAGAACCUGCCACUCUCUGAGAGAGAACUGGCUGCUCUUGCGGAACCUGCUACUAGUGGUGAGAUCUCCACUACAACCACCAGCCCGCCUGGCAGUCCCAGUUAUUUUGUGCGGCUGGGGAAGCUCUCUGCCAAGGUGCAAGAGCGUGCCCGGGAGCAAUCACUGGUCCGAGCGUGUCAGGCGAGGGAAGCCACCUACGCGGCAAUGACCCAGAUAGCCAGCACUCUGGACCUGUUGGAAAGUGCUCGCAGAGGCCCUGGUGCUACCCCUGAUCAGCCUGAUGGUGCGUCUGAGCAGCUGCAGCAGCGCUGGACAGAGUGGCAACAGGUCCAGGCUCAAACUGAACACACUGAGCCAGAGCCUGAGCCUGAGGAAGUCAAAGAUGAGAAAGAGAAGCUGGAAUGGAGGGCCCUGUCCAUGGUGCGUGGUUUGAGUAACCAGCUGCAGUCUGCUUGCUCAAGUGUAGUGUCCAGUGCACAGGGGCUGCCAAGUGCAGUGCAGGAGCAGCUCAGCAGUGCUAUAACAUCUGCUGAAGAGCUCCGCUCAUCUUUAGGGAACACCCGCUCUCUGACACCUGUGCUUCUAGAGCGCAGCCGGCAACAUCUAACCAAGGUUCAGCAAUCUUUGGACAGUGUGAUGGAGUAUCUCACACACAACACCCCUCUGAACUGGCUGGUUGGACCCUUUGCACCUCAGUUGACUGAGAAACCCGAGUCAGAUGUGCCAAUGGAGCAAGAUGGACCAAAAAAUUAAUUUAUCAGUAUUAUGAAUAAAUAUAUAUUUUGUAUACAGUAUGUGGCUUUGAUAAUUUCAUGAAAAUACUGAACAUACUGUAAAAUCAUUUCAAAUUUAUUUGGUUAAAAGCCCACUGAACACACAACUUUCAUCAGGAUUCUUAAAUUAAGUCAUAGUAAAGUAAUUCCUCUCUUGUGUUACAGUACAGUUCAGUAUUAAUGAUUAAUUUCCUGGUGACAUAGUACAUGUAAGGAAAUAUGGGGCCUAUAUAUUACAAAUAAAUCUUCUGUAACCAG
Molecule: messenger RNA, 1817 nt
Organism: Boleophthalmus pectinirostris (great blue-spotted mudskipper)
Lineage: Eukaryota; Metazoa; Chordata; Actinopteri; Gobiiformes; Gobiidae
Gene: plin3
Product: perilipin 3
Exons: 9
Coding region: 238-1539 (433 amino acids)
Biological process (GO): lipid storage; positive regulation of triglyceride storage
Cellular component (GO): cytosol; lipid droplet
Source: RefSeq, a predicted model, not a curated record